Molecule: messenger RNA, 1867 nt
Organism: Thrips palmi
Lineage: Eukaryota; Metazoa; Arthropoda; Insecta; Thysanoptera; Thripidae
Exons: 2
Coding region: 88-831 (247 amino acids)
Source: RefSeq, a predicted model, not a curated record
CCGCGGGGCCCCACGUUGUCAUUGGCGGAAGUGCGACCGGCGCGAGCGGAUCGAUGCGGCCGACAUGAGCCGCACUGAAGACGCAGCAUGGAUGACGGCGACCUGCAGCCCGCCAGACGCUACCCGCCGCUGCAGAGGACGCCGCCCGACUACCAGACCGUCAUCAAGUUCCUCGUGAUGGCCAGCAUCCUGGACAGCGUCUGGGUGAGCGGGCCCCGGCAGACUGGUUCCUCGUGCGGGCUGACGGGCGCCACCACGGCCCCUCUCCGCCCCCUGGACCUGAGCCCGCCCUGCCCGCCGAGCCCGGAACCUGCCAACGUCAACAACGCAAGCCGGCUCGAGGUGCAGGAGGCCCUGCUGCAGCUCAACACCACCGCCAGGGACUGCCUGCGCCGGCCGGGGGAGUUGAGCGGUGCGUCGCCCACACUGCGGCGGGUGCUGAGCGUGCUCCUGUCCAACGCGUUCGUCGUCUGGUCCAACUUCGGCGCCGCGCUGGUGGCGUCGCCGCAGCCACGCUGGCUGCCCGGAGUACCCGGAGGAGGAGGCGACCCUGGCACUGCAACGUCGUGGAGGCUGCCCGGCCCGGACGACCUGGACGGCCUGCCCGCCGAGAAAGGAGCGACCUCCCCCGGGCCGUCCUCACCGAGGCCCUGGACGGCCGAAGCAUCCAGUGCAGUGCAGGACGAAGCGAGAGUGGACGCGGCCAGGACUACGGACAGUGUGCCGUGGUACGUCCAGCUGGCGUACUUCGCCACGCUGGUGGUGGUGGUCGUGGGCAUGCCGUGCUGCCCCGCCGUCCUGCAGAACGCCUGCGGCUUCCUUAUGUGCUGACACACUGUGAGACAAGUUGUUUGUGUUUUGGAAAAGAGUCGACCAGUUCAGUGCCACUGAUGAAAAAACCAACUAGACGUUGUUUUUAGUGUACUCCGCAAACCGCGGAGGUUCGUCGCUGAGAGGUAUCUAUGAUGCGUGCCUCGCGCGCAGUGUUUUACAAUGGACAAUUUGUCGCGAGUUCCUGAAGGCAGUUGCUGUGGUGCCUAUAGGCAGCGAGUAUUGUCUGCGCGAUCGUGGAGGUGAAAAUGGCUUGGAGUGAUGUUUGCCAAUCUAGUCUGAGUACUGUAAGUGAGCCCACCCGAAAAAUAGACUGAGGGAUUCUUACGUUUAGUUUAGUGUCCCGAGUGAAAUGCCCGGAAACCAUUUCCGUCCGAUUGUCUCUUUAUUGUUUGACUCGUGUAUCCCUUGUGUAGAGGAAACAAGUGCUGGGCAUGGAGGUGUUAAAAAUAGCUCGAAGCUGAUGAGGUCUUAGCAGCCCGUUGUCGCUUUUCUUGUUUUACGACAUCGCUGUCGGAGCGAACUGCUAAGUUCGGUGCCGCUCGGAGCAGUGGCUUCCCGGCGACAGCUUUUAUGUAACUGUGUCUCGAUACUUUGGCAGCGAUUUUACAAAAACGAAAAACAAGGUGCGUCGAAGGUCCUUGCGUUAUCGACUUUUUGACCAUCAGGUUUGCCCUCUGUUUGAUCAAACAAAACAUUGUCACUGCUAUUCAAAGUGUGACACUAUGCACUUUUUGACGUGUGCUCGUCCCGCACUUGGAUUAGCAGUGUGUUUGCGCCUCGCCGAAAAUGGGCGUCCCACGCAGUGCAGGCACUGCACGCUCAAACACCGUGGCGCGUGACACGGACGGUGUGGCUCUCACUUUCAAACGCGGGAGCGCGUUUCCACUGCAGGAGUCUCAGCGACCUCUGCUUUAUUUUGUGCUGUGACGACAUGAUGGUAGGUUAAAUGCUAAUUUAAUUUGUACAGUACAAUAUUUGGUCGUGUUUUAUUUUUGAAUUCUGUAAAAUAAACUUUGAUGAUUUCCCCCUCUAA